AUGACUUCGAACGUCGGAAUACAGACCCCUCAUGUUAUCGCUUCAUUGCCAAACCCUAGGAAUGACCGUCAACCUAACUAUGUCGUUUGUGAGGUAUAUGGAAGUUCUAUUAACCAGAAAAAAAGGAAACGACCAGAGCUAGUAGUAGGAGUCGAUGGCGAGGGCGUUGUCUUAUACGAUGUGUCCACAUCGCGAUUGAUCACCUCAUACGCCUUACCACCCCAAUCCUCCCUUACAUGUGCGCCAAACUCCAUUAGAAUCAGAAUUUCGGAAACUAAAGUUGAACGUAAAACCUAUGUCUCUUCAAUUAGUAAAACUCCUCAAAUAACACUCUUCUCUGACUCCUAUAUACGUUCUGGUGAAAUUCAGUCAAAGACUGUAAGUCAGCAGAUCACAGGCUCUGUCAGUCGUGUACUUUUUGUCGGAACAAUCAGACCAACCGAAAGUGUUAACCAUCCUGAGGAAUUAUCAGAGGUUAUGGUAGUGAAAGAGGAUGGCGAGAUUCAAGGUUACGACAGUGAAACUUUACAGGAAAAAUGGACAUCACCCGCAUCUGCACUAUUCCGAGAUUUUCAUUCGUGUCCUGAGGAUUUGAUGGUUGAAUAUGCUUGUAUGACAAGAGCCAAUUCUGCCAGAAAGGGAAUACUGAAAGGGCGACAAGAUGUGUUCACGAUAUUUCCUCAAGAAGUUACAGAAAUGGGCUUCAACCCAGACUUACUUAUACUUGUUACAAUCUCAGAAAAGCAAGCUUCCCGAAACUUACUCAUUGUCAGCCUACCGAGAAAAGAUACACCAACAACAGUCAUGGCUAAUCACCGCCCAGUUAGCUCCCUACUAUCCCUAACAAUGCCAUACAAUCCGGGACACAGUCAUUUCAAAACAAGUGCAAAUUUUAGUGUUCAUGCGUCAUCUGGGACUAUCCAUUCACUUGAAAAUGGCGUCCUUACAAUUUAUGACCUUACGAACACUCUUCCUAAAGAGCUGUAUAGACUAAAGUGUCCUGGUAGCCAAUCAUUUAUAAGAUUAGCCAGCAUGUCAACUAUAGUAUCAACUGGAACCGCAAUAGAGAUAUACAAUCUUAAGUUUUACUCAAAACUAGCAACUACAAGCCUUGGCUUGCCAGAAAAUGAAUCUCUCAAGAGAAAAAGAGAUCACGAUUUAAAUAACCAUCAUUCUUGCAAAUUAAUUUCAUACUUCCCCAAACUUUCUAUCGCAGUGGCUUUAAUAGAUAAUAAUUUAGUGGGAGUUCAGGUUGAAGCUCGGCAAGAUAGUCAUGGUAAACUACAACUGAAUGGCCUCCUAGUCGAUUCUCUGGGCUGCUUUAAUCGAGAUCAAUCACGACCUGGGUUGAAAGGAAAUCAUAAAAAAAUUAAAAAUAAAUUCCAAACGCUCAAGUCAUGUGAGGCUGUGACGGGUAAUCCAAAGAGAUAUUCGAAGUUCUUCGAACCAAUUGAGAAACUAUUUGAUGCAGGAACGUGCACCGAAGAGGUCUUUGAUUGUUUUAUGACUCAAAAGCUGCCAAGGAGUCAAAUUGAGGCAUGUAAUACUUCCGAGAUUGACACAAGUGCAAAGUCGAGCCAUCAAUUACCUUUUCCUGCUCAGUGGCCAUGCGGUGCUGAAAAAAAAAGAGUCAUGUAUGCCCUUGGCAAAAUUUUCACGUGCUCAGGGAGGGAAGAUGCGAAAUCACAGUUAUCUAUUUCUUUCUACCCUCCAAAAACGUUUCUAUGGUUAAUCAAAAAUGGCUACAUGACCACUUCAAAUAUUGAUUCAGCACUCAGGUUUCGUGAUAUUAAAACAGGGACAAUACCCGCUGGCCAGUUAAUUCGAAUUAUAGCCGGGCUAGACUCUGAGAUGAAACUGCUUCAUGAUCUAGUUUCUAAUACCCACCUUGAAGCCACCGAACUAAUAUGUGCUGUUCGGGAGCUAAUAGAUUGCUCAGGAAUUGAAAUUCCGGGUGGAAGUGUCAAUCAUAAAUAUGUGAAUUAUGAAAAAAUAACAGCCAGCACAGAAGCUAGGGAUGAAUGUUCAGAAGAUAAAGUCAAAUUUCUAGAAGCAAUAGACGUUAAGGAAAACGGAUUAUCCGGGAACAGCCUUGAUAUUGACUAUGGAUCGCGCGAGAAAACUCUAGCCUUGGCUUUAUCAAAACUCUACACCUACCCAGAUGAGAUAAUAGUGAAUGGAAUUCGAACAAACUAUAGCCUUCAGACUACAGUAAGCCUGAUCUAUUUACUAAGAAUCGAGCUAGCACGUGGAGGAUGGACAGCAAAAUAUUUUGAAAGUGAUACGAAAAAUAGCCCCUCUGGAAGCCCCUGUAUACCCGACAGUACAAUCGUGUUAAUUGUAACCUUACUCAAUUGCUGUAUAGAUGCCGUCGGAGCUGCUGGUUGGCUAUCAGGAGAAGUUCCUCUAGCCGAUGGAACUUCCUAUAAAGCCAAAGACUUUAUCACAAGUUUACAGAUCGAGACUAGCGCUCUGCUUGAGUGUAUCGAAGAAGCAACAUAUUUGCAGAAUUUCUUAACAGAAAUGGUCCGAUUUGGCUGCACAAGGCAAAAGGAAAUAGCAGCAAGUAAAGCCCAAGGCUCCUCGAAGCCUAUAAGUCUCAUCUCUGACAAAGACUCCAAAGCCCUACCGUUCGGGUUAAGGACUGAGAAGCCAAUCUCCCUAACUAGAGUUGUCACGGGGGGUGAAAUCAGUCGACGUACUAUGCGAGAUGUUGGGGACAGAAAAAGUCGAAGGGUUGGAAAAUAUUGCCGAGAACGAAUCUUAGUUUGA
This is a messenger RNA of Blumeria graminis f. sp. triticale, 2772 nucleotides long. NCBI's taxonomy places the organism in Eukaryota, Fungi, Ascomycota, Leotiomycetes, Helotiales, Erysiphaceae. The record is from the annotation of a GenBank genome assembly.